Messenger RNA from Trifolium pratense (red clover), 1824 nucleotides. RefSeq lists its product as uncharacterized. The transcript is spliced from 5 exons. Lineage: Eukaryota; Viridiplantae; Streptophyta; Magnoliopsida; Fabales; Fabaceae. The coding region runs from base 1 to 1824 and encodes 607 amino acids. The record is from RefSeq and is a predicted model, not a curated record.
AUGACUGAAAUGCAACACCUCUCCAAAAGACUUGUCGAGACCGGGUAUUUUUUCAAACAUAGGACGGUUGUUGCAGACGGAUCCGAACACGUUCAAGACAUUUUCUUUGCACAUCCUAAAUCUAUAAGUUUGUUCAAUUCUUUUCCUACUGUGCUUUUGAUGGAUUCGACAUACAAAACAAACAAAUACAAAAUGCCGUUAUUUGAGAUUGUCGGAUUCACAUCAACUGGGAGAUCUUUCAAUGUUGGAUUUGCUUGGCUUACCAAUGAAAGAGAAGACAACUUCACUUGGGCUCUAGAGCAGUGUGUCAGUCUCUUAAGGAAUGAGGAUGUUAGACCGAAGGUGAUUGUCACCGAUAGGGAUUUGGCUCUGAUGAAUGCAGUUUCCGAGAAUGGAGAGAAUGAGAAGCAGACUGAUGUGUGGGAUCAAAUCACCGAUGCUUUUAAUGAUGUGUUAGAGUCGCCAACGGAAAAAGAAUAUGCUGACAAUGUUAUGGUGUUUAGGGAGCUCUGUGCGAGAUGGCCAAAGUUUUUGCGUUAUGUUGAAGAGACUGUCCUAGACACUGAUAAAGAAAGGGUUGUCAAUGCUUGGGUAGACCAACAUAUGCACAUGGGGAAUCACACCACGAAUAGAGCUGAAUCAUGUCAUGGUGUGUUGAAAGGUUACUUGAAGGACGGUAACGGUGACUUGGUGAAAGGAUGGGAAGCGAUAAAUAAGAUGUUGAUAAGUCAGUUCACCGAAGUACAAGGUGAAUUCGGUCGGAGUAUGUCUGUUGCGGAACACAGAUACGAUGAUGAUCCUCUUUACGCAUUCUUGUUUUAUAAAAUCUCAAGAAAGGCUAUGGAUCACAUUUAUGACGAAGCAAACAGGGUCGAAGAAUGUGGUAUGGAUAGCAAAAAGUGUGGCUGUGUUAUGAGAAGGACAUACGGGUUGCCAUGUGCAUGCUUGAUUGCGAAGAAGAUAAAAAAUAACAAACCUAUCCGACUGGAUGAGAUUCACCCUCAAUGGAAGAAACUGUGUUUCGAAGAUGAGCCGGCACCGGGCGACGUGGUUGACGAUUAUGAUUGCUUGGCUGAGUGGAAAGCAAUUCAGGAACGAUUAAAAACAGCCGAUGUUAGCGUGAAGAAUGAUAUUAGGAAUCAACUUCGUCUCAUUGCAUAUCCAGAAACCACCUCUGGUGAAACCUCCGCUUCAAAAGGCCAAAACAAAAGGGAUAAGUCUCGGUGGGAGCAUGUUGAUGAUCAUAUUGCAGCUACACAGGCAUCUCAGUCGCAACCAACAAAGUCAAAGCCGUCGACUUCACAAACAGUGCCUGAGGUGACGGUUAUUGUGGAUACCGUUGUGGUAGCUUUGCACCAAAAAGGAAAUCAACAAGAUUAUGAGUUGAUCAGACUGAACAUGGAGAGGGAGCUGAGAUUGCAUAAGGAAUCAUAUGUGGAGUUGUUCGAUACUGAGCGUUACAAGUAUGUCACGGAUGCACUUUUCCCACCACCGAGAAGGAGUAAACAUGCUAUUGCAACCAAGGACAAAUGGUUUACUUUUCCGGAUAUGGGUUACGUUGUGGCUACUCAUUUUCAGAGGGUUGUUGUUCAACUAUCAAAUAUGGAAAGGUGUGGAGCAUCUAGAACUUGUUUCCCAUUGCGUGGCAAACCUCCAUCAGACACGUCAGACUUGGAUUCCAAGAUUAUUUGCAUCGGCGCGCUCGCUGACCACUUUGUGUUAGUGCGAUUGAAAGUAGGAUGUCCGAUACCUCCAACGGCUCAUCAGUGGAAAAACUCUUGUUCCGAAGAAGCUGCAGAAUGGGAGCCCAUGUUUUUUGGAUAG